CGAUACACUGGCAUCAUGAAAAGGGUCUUAGCAUGUCUGCUCGUCACCUCUGCAGCCACAGGCGGGAUGGCGUUUCAGCUGAUGGCAUCCAGCAGCAGCAGUAGAGCCCCUACUCAGAUGAAAGCAUCUGCGUCCGAGAGUGUCUCUCGGCGAGCGCUUUUGGAGAAAGCAAGCGUGGCUGCCGUGGCGGGGGCCGUGGCGUUGACCGGUGUUGCGGGAGAGGCAUCGGCCGGCACCGCUCGACCGUCGGCCAGGAACUUGGCGGAAACCUCGAUAGAGCUCAAUGGAAGCGGGCAGCAGCCCAUCGCGGUCUCUGUCCUUUACCCGAAGCAGUGGACCGUCACCAAGACUGCAGGGAAGAGCAUCAACAUUCAGGACAUGAAGUACACGGACAGGGCGUUUUCUCUUGCGAUGCCGCUGCCUAGCGGCACGAAGAGCGUGGGUGACAUCCCCUUGUCGUUCUUCACGGACGCCUUGUUCAGCUUGGAUGGGCCCUACGGCACCUUUGGCAAGGUUGACGACUUCAAGGUCAUCGGGGCUAAGUCAGAGGCCAAGGGGAAGCGGGACUACAGGUAUGUAGACCUCAAGUUCUCGGCGCCAACUCAGGGGUUAUUGCAGGAGAGCUUCCGCGCCGAUGUGGCCCAGAAAACUCCCGACCCCAGCUCCUUCGCCUUCAAUCGGCGCUAA
Molecule: messenger RNA, 687 nt
Organism: Ectocarpus siliculosus
Lineage: Eukaryota; Phaeophyceae; Ectocarpales; Ectocarpaceae
Source: the annotation of a GenBank genome assembly